GGGAGAUCUAUUAGAAGUGGAUGAGAUUUGCAGCUGUUCUGUUUAUUCGACCCCAUCAGCACUGUUCAUGUUUCUAUCGGUGGAGGUCGCCAGGCGUACUCAAUAGAUAGUUGGAGCGCGCGCUGAGUGUGUGUGUGUGUGCGCGCGCGCGAGAGAGAGAGAAAGAGAGUGGGUGAGUGAGUGUGUGUUCAGUCCAGUCCGCUGUGGAUGGGGAUCAGCAAAGAGAAGCGAGGUGCUCACCCGACUCAACUUACUCUCCGUACCGCGCGCUGCAAAAUGGCGGCCGCUUCUUCCAUGCAGCCGCCCACAGCGCCCGCAGUAAAGCGCCCAAAUUCCCCGGUACCCGAUUCGGAGAGCGCCGAGAGCCGGCCGGAGGAGGAUGGGGCUUCUGAGGACACCAUCCUCCGGGACAUGGCUGAGCUGGAGCCGGAUGAGAUUGAAAGGAGGCUGGAGAAAACUCGGCGUGAACUGAGCAACAGGAGAAAGAUAGUCAUCAAGAACCUGCCGCAGGACGCUACUAACCAGGAAGUGCAUGAUAUCCUACGCGAGUACGAGCUCAAGUACUGCUUUGUGGACCGGAAUAAAGGCACAGCUUUUGUAACACUCCUAAAUGGCGACCAGGCUCAGGACGCCAUCCGCUCACUGCACCAGACGUCGGUGCGUGGUCGUGACAUCAGCGUCCAGCUGCAGCCCACCGACUCGCUGCUGUGCGUCACCAACCUGCCUCACACGUUCACGGGCACGCAGUUCCAGGAACUGGUGCGUUCCUAUGGCAACAUCGAGCGCUGCUUCCUGGUUUACAGCGAGCUAACGGGCCACUCCAAGGGCUACGGCUUUGUGGAGUACAUGAAGAAGGACUCAGCCUCCAGGGCUCGCUCGGAGCUGCUGGGUAAAGUGCAGGGCGAUCGCUUUCUUAUGGUGCAGUGGAGUGACGUCAACCAGCUCAGCACGGCCCAGCACAUCCACUCCAAGUGCCUGUGUGUGGAGCGACUGCCCGUGGACUUUGACAGCUCCGAAGAGCUAGCACACAUCUUUUCUGAGCACUACAAACCCGUCUUCUGCCAGCUGGCACAGGACGAGGGCAGUGCCGUGCGGGGUUUUGCCGUGGUGGAGUAUGAGACAGCAGAGCAGGCUGAGGCUGUGCUGCUGGAGAUGGACCGACACCUGAUCCAGGGUCAGGAGAUCCGCCUGUCGCUGUGCAGCCCGGGAACAUCUGGCCGCAGCACACUCGCUGCCCUUAUUGCUGCUCAGGGAGUGAUGCUGAGCAAUAAAAAGGGUUUGUUGCCUGAGCCAAAUUUGGCUCAGCUCCUAAACAGCAUGACCAAUCCAGCCGCUCUUCAGGUUCUUAUGAGACCGUACCACACUGGCAAGCGUGGAGGGAAGUUUCGUCCUCACAGUGUUCCUUUUCUCCGACCGCCGCUGACAGCUGCGCUGCUUCAGCUAGGAAAAGCACAGCAGAACGCCAUGCUGGGGAACGGGCUUGUUCUGCAGAACCUUCUCCACAUGCACAUGGCACAGCAGCAGCUCCUGCAUAUCAAGGACAAGCACAUCACUAAUGUGAGGGUUCCCAGUCUUUUAGGUGACCCCUCCCGUUUACUUCUCCAUAAAGUCUUGGCUCUGCGAGCCGCAGCCCCGGUGCCGGUGGUGAAAGGGCUGGUUGGAGAUUCCCCCACCGACUCGACUCGUGAGGCUGGAGGAUCUGGAGCGGGCCGCGCUCACAUGAACCCCGGGGAUCAGAACGGUGUGUCAGGCCCAGACAAACAGCCAGCAGUGUCGACUCACUCUCACAGCCAGACACAAGGCUUCAGUUCUGGGUCAAGCAGAGCGGCACUGAGCUCCAAAGCUCCGGUUAAUCACAACAGCACUGCAUCAGAGAACUGCACGCUUAUAACACAAACCAGCUGCCAGAUGUCUCUGCUGGGAGAGCCGCCUAAGGAGGUGAAACUGCCCUCCAACCCUUACCUAAACAUGGCCAGUGUAUUACCUGGUGUGGUGCUGCAAGCUCCCUGUAGUGGCAGCAGUAAAGGCCAGCCGGUCAGUGGGACCUAUAGCUCGGUUCUUCCACCUGCUUCCAUCCCAACUACCCAGUACAGCACCGAGUGCACCGCCUCAGAUUACACAAACCAGUACACUCAGCAAUACUCACAGGAGGCCAUGCAGCAGUGGUAUCAACAUUACCAGGCACAGGGCUACAGUAACGCUAACCAGGAGAGUACUACAUCUACCGAGUACAACAAGGAACCAGCUCAGGCUGUAGUCACAUCUUCAUAUGGGGACUACACUUCUUACAUGCAGGCUGUCACUCAGUACUACUCUCAGACUCAGAUAAGCCAGGCUGCUGCACCCGGGUACCAGCAGAGAGACCUCAGCAAGGAGCUGGAGGUUGUGAAGCCACCCAUGGUUUCUCCUCUGUCCCUGAAUGGCGCUGCCCCGCCCAUCCUGCCCGCCUACAGUGCCCUGCCAAUCAUGCCUGGCUUCAUCACCCCUACACACGCUCACACACACACACCGAGUGUUGUCACACACACACAGAGUGCACACAGCGUAACAGACUGGAGCCAGUAUUACUAUACUCGGGGACAAAAGCGAGAAUAUCCAACUCUGGCAGUACAGGAAGUGACAUCAGAGGGGCCUUACGUAGGCCAGCACUCACAGGGACUGGGUGGCCAGUACGCUGACUAUUUCAAAAAGAAAAGGAUUUAGAACAAACACACACACACCACACACACACACACACACACACACCACACACACACACCACACACAGAUUACACAGUGUUUUUGUAGUGCAUUGUUGUUGUCCAGUCAAAGCCUUAACUCUGCACUCUGUGUGUAAGAGUGCUGACGUUUAACGUGCGUGAGCAUUAAUGGUCUGGAUGUUCUCAGGCCUGUUUUAAUCUGGGCUGCAGACCAGGCGCCUUUUUUUGUAACACACACACACACGCAACACAAAACACACACCCUGGCCGCUGUGCUUUAAUAAUAGUGUAAUAAUAGUGAACUGCUCUGAUUUGCUCUUGUCCCCCAGGUUAGGGACAUCACUACUCGUCUCCUGGGAGAGAAAGACUGUGUGUGUGUGUGUGUGUGUGUGUGUGUUGAGCGUGUGAGUGGUUAAGGGCUGAAAAAGACAGAGCUGUCCUCAGAGAAUUCCCCUUUCUAAAUGGAAGUUCCAUCAAACAGUUCGACAUGUUUGGAACAGAUGUACACAUGUAAUUUAUUGUAAAUAUUUCUCUCUGUUCUGGUAAACAAAAGGGCCAAAAAUUCACAAACACACGGCUCUACUUGGGUCAAAGACGAAAUGCGUGGGCUGUUCAGUUUUCUAGAAUACCAGAAAUAGGUAUCAAUAACAACCGUGUCCACUCUUACAGUUAUGUGCAAAAGUUUGGGCACACCCUCACCAAAUUAAUAUUGUCCUCUGCAGCAAACUAAACUAAAAAAAUCUGCAAAUCUAAAUGCACAGUUAAUUUACACCGGCCAAACAUUAUGACCACCUGCCUAAUAUUAUGUUGGUCCUCCUUUUGCUGCCAAAACAGCCCUGACCCGUCCUGCACUGUGUAUUCUGACACCUUUCUAUCAGAACCAGCAUUAACUUCUUCAGCAAUCUGAGCAACAGUAACUCGUCUGUUGGAUCGGAUCACACGGGCCAGCCUUCUCUCCCCACGUGCAUCAGUGAGCCUUGGCCGCCCAUGACCCUGUCACCGGUUCACCACUGUUCCUUCCUUGGACCACUUUUGAUAGAUACUGACCACUGCAGACCGGGAACACCCCACAAGAGCUGCAGUUUUGGAGAUGCUCUGAUCCAGUCGUCUAGCCAUCACAAUUAAGCCCUGCGUCAAACUCGCUCAAAUCCUUAAGCUUGCCCAUUUUUCCUGCUUCUAACACAUCAACUUUGAGGACAAAAUGUUGACUUGCUGCCUAAUAUAUCUCACCCACUAACAGGUGCCAUGAUGAGGAGAUCAUCAGUCUUAUUCACCUCACCUGUCAUAAUGUUAUGGCUGAUCGGUAUAUAUAUGUUGAUUUUAAAAUAUACAUAAAAAAUAAUAAUAAUAAUAGUUGCAUGUGUAAAGGUUUAGAGACUCUACUGUGUCAGUACAUGUAGACACUUUUCAUAGCCGGCUAGAAGUUUUUCAUGUAUUAGGAACUUUCUUGUAAAGCUCUUCUACUUCUGAGAUAUUCUUGGGCCGUGAUGCUUGCGCAGCAUGUUGAAGAUCUGCCCACAGAAUUUCAGCAUCUGAGCGAGGUAGAGGUGAGGUUCAUUCCAAAAGCUUCAGCUAACUUUCUUUAGGUACUUUGUGAUGGAUUUUGAGGUAAAUCUUGGACCAUUGUUCUGUUUAUUUCCAGAAUCUGCUGAUAUUUACUAGACUUCAUUCCUCCAUCUACCCUUCAUUCUUCCUAAGCACAGUAGAUCCACUCCAGACUUUAACAGCUAACAACCUCAUCUUUUCAUCACAUGCAAUUCAUUUUAUUGUGAUUGUAGGCAAAGACUUUUCGAAACUUUCUGACUUACCUGGAUGUUAUUUUGCAUGCUUCACAUACGUCACAGGCGAGGUUGCUGAUGACUCUUCCAUGCAGAUCAUGUUUGUGUAAGUAACGCUGCAGAGUAGAAUGAUAUACACCACCACUCCCGUGUCUGCUCAGCCUUUCUAUACGUCCUUAAUGUCAUUUAGUGCCUUUCUUCCCAGCAUAUGGGUAAACCCUAUCAAAAACCCUGUCUUCUUCUAACAGAUCUCACCUUGACUUCCCCUUAACUGCCAUUGCUUAUGGAAAUCCCAGACAGUGGGAAUUUGAGCUGGAUCUUUUUAUAUACAGGCUUCAUUAGGGUUCAUUUUCAGUUUAUGAGUCAGCUGUUUAGAGCCCGUGGUUGUUUAGUUCCAGCGAACGGUUUGAAGAGUGUGAAGAGAAUUUAUAAUACACACUGGAACUGUGUUCUUAAUAAAGAUUCACGAGUCUGUGAGCCAUUUAAUUCUGAAAGUCAGAAUUGUUUUGGAAAAAGCCGUGUUUAAUUCUUUACACUGCACUUCACCUAAAUAUCUGAUUUGGUCAUGGACACCCAAACUUUUUCAUACAGCUGUAUUCUCAUGUUUAAUAAAUGUGUUUUUUUUAAAAAUGGUGUAUAUUAGGAGGAAGAAGAAUGCAAAAUUGUUAUUCAGUCUUGUGGAAAAGUCCAAAAAACAAAUAUAAAAAAGCCAUAAGUCCAAAUUGAUCGCUUUUCGUCUUUGAUCCAAUCACCUGGACUAGUGCUUGCUUACAAAAGUGUGUGUGUGUGUGUGUGUGUGUGUGUGUGUGUGUCACUGUACAUAUUGCUGUAAAUGUAGGGAAAAUCAGCCAUUUUACUAAGGAGCCUUAAUAUAGGCCGAGCUCAUGUUUGAGCAGAAAACUAAAACACACAGCCUCCACACGGGCCGUGACCCAGGGUAAAGGCAAUAAAGUGUAAGAUCUGUCUGUUACGGCAUGUGCGUGUGUGUCAGUGUGUGUGUGUGUGUGUACAUAUGUACACUCUGCUCUCUGCAGCCUCCAGUUCCAUGUCCAGGGUGGACGUUUGUUUUCCCCACUGAGACAUACAUUUUUACCUGCCAUUCUUUUAUACAGCAAUAGUAAUAUUGCUCAUAGUACAAGUUGUAAUAAUGAUGUGAUGCUGCUGGGGACGUGUGUGUGUGUGUGUGAUGGGUAUUAGUUAAAUAGCUUUGAUAUAGUGUACUUGCUUUCGUGCUGAUACCUUAAUGCUGUGUAGAAGGGGGUGUGUGUGUGUGUGUGUAUGAUAUUACUGUAUCAUAGGAGUGUAAUAAUAACACUGAUUGGGGAUAAGUGCUUCUCUUUACUGCUCCUUCAUUGGGAGAAUUGUUUUUGUAAAUGAUAUUUAACCACAUAUGAACGUCUCAAAGCCAUAGUGCUUAUGUAUGUGUGUGUGUGUGUGUGUGCGUGUAGAUUGUCUGCUAAAGGCAAUGCUCAGAGAUGGUUCAUCUUUGUUGUUGCACAGCAGUGAGUGUACAGGCUUCUCCUGCUUUAGGCAGCCUUUUAGGAUAAGGCUGUGUAUGUUUUAUUUAUACUCAGUGAUUGUAUUGACUAGUCCAGUGUCCUCACCCACUCUGGAAGCCAUUCUCGUGUGUGUGUGUGUGUGAGUGAACGAGAGAGACAGGGAGAGAGAGAGAGAGAGAUUGUGCAUACGGUAUCCAAACCUGCUGAGAUGUCGGUCUCGGACAGCUCAGAGAGUUGUGGAACAGUUGUUAAGAAGAAGAAUUUUAUAUACGAUUAUUUUCCCCCUCUCCGUGUCACAUAUAACCACAUUCACACUCCUUUCCUUAAGGUUUCCUUUAACUGAUUAAUUAACAUCAACAAACCGUAACAUACAAAACAUCUUUAAUGAUGUGCUUGAUUCAAUGUCAGUGAAACCCAUGUACAGUGGCUAAUGUUUGUUCAGUCUGUGACUAAUAAAUCUACAUAAAUAAAUAAAAAAAACAGUCACAGAAGGUUCUGCAACUAGAUGUUGCUGAACUCUAGCCUCCAGGGGUGUAAAUAUUGGUGCUUGAUUUAGCCUCAGUUCUGUGUCAUGUGUUCAUUUUACUUAUCGUGUUUAAAUGGAACUAAUACAAUGGUCAGUGUUACUGACGGUGACGGUGGGUUCUCGCAAAAGUUCAGGGUUUGUUCGUGUUGAAUAACGUGUUCGGAGGAACCUUCAUGUAAAGUGUAAUCAUCAGACUGAGAUCCGCUUUUAAGCAUUACUCGGUCCAGAGAAACGUACUUGAAUGGUUUGGAGGAAGAGAAGAAUCUCCGACGGCGAUUUUUCCCUCAGCGCUAUAAUGAGAAUUUAUGCCGCGGUUUUGCUGCUGAAUUCUCAACUCUGAUUGGUCAGAAGGAGAAGAUGUGGUCGUAGUGCAAGUCACAGGUUUAUAGUUCAUGCACUCGGGCGCCCAUCAUUUCUGCAAGGGCCGUGACGCGACGAGAAACGGAUUGGAAAACGUGGCGUCGUUUUACAAAGCGAGAUGUAAUUGUUGCUACGGUGACGCUUUCUGUAUUUCUUUUAACAUUAAUAUUUGACGCUCAGUGUGCUUCAGGAGAAACUUCUCUAUGACAAAGGCUCUGCUUUCUUCAUAACAUGAUAAGCUUCUUCUUCUUUCGUCUUAUCUCUUAAAGAGCGGGAGAGAGAGGCUGGCGACUGUUCACAACUUCUUUAACGCAAGCGCUUCGUGGACGCUCGAAUGAAUUGUAAAACGAUUAAAAAAAAAGCAGGAUGUAUUAUCCAUUGAUGCGUAGAAACUCAUUGCUGCGAGGCAGAAAAACGUCAGGACGUCAUGCUCUCAUUAGGAAAAUAAGCAUCGCAGCAAUCAAUUUGAUUAUCUUCCUAAUAACAGCAUGCCCUGACGUGCUCUCGGACUUAUCUAGCCGCUUGUCCGUUGUAUAUUUUCAGUGUUCAGCUGGCUCUCCUGUGCUUAAUGUGUUCCACAGUCUCUCUGACCGCUUCGUCUCCAACCCGAGCGCUGCUGAUCCCACCUCGGCAGGGACUAUAAAAGCACACUUACCUCGUCACACAACUUACUUACCGGUCACUCUGCCGUUCUCGAACACUUCAUCUGCUGUCAGCACAAGAGUGUGAAGGUUUUACAUUCUGCCCCUGAGUGCUAGAAGUCUAGUUUAAAAGUCUGUUGAUUUGUAGAUGAGGGGAUUUCUGCUGUGCCUGUUCAUGUUGAAUGUAAAGUUUAUCUCUUUGUAUUUCUUAUCAUUUUUGGAGAAAUCAUAUUUAAUUCAGUAGAAAUGUGUAAAAAAAAAAAAAAGUCUACACUUGGUAUGCUUGUGUGUCUGAACCUUAAACGCAGUCUCUGUGUGUGUGUGUGUGUGUGUGUGUGUGUGUGUGGGUGUGUGCUGGCUUUGCAAUACUAAAGUUACUUCUUGACCUUCAUGCUACACCAUCACCUGUCCAAGUGCAGGAGGAACACUACGGCUUGUUGUUGCUCUGUAGACAUCCUGCGACGUUUGUUUAUUUUUCACCUUUAUACAUUUGUUUUCUCAACCGGAAAUUCAGAUUUUGCAAUAUUUUCUAUCUAAAGUAUAUUGAUAUUGCGUUCUGUGAAUAAGCUAUUUUUAGGUACGGUGGAAUUCAAGCAUGUCUUUACUCCUCUGUACUCUAGUACAAAGCUUUUUUUCCCCCUUCCCUUUUCAGUAGGUCUGAGCUUUGUGUGUUUAUAUGUUUUAAAUAGUAGUAAAGAAAAAGAAGUUCUUGUAUUUAUUUGUCUAUUUAUGUACAUUUUUCUUUAUUGGAUACUAUUUGUCUUACUCUGGAGAAAAAUAGUUUGUUUCUUUCUUUUUUUUCUUUUUUUGAGCAGAAAGAACUGUUUUACAUUCCGCAAUAAAGAGAAGGAGCUGUGCUGCCUGUCUGUCUGUCUGUCUGUCUGUCUGUCUGUCUGUCUCCUGCUGGGUUUCUCUCCCACACUACGCCAUCUUGUUUCCAUUCACUUCAGUCUUCCACUGUUUCCUUACAGAGCGUCAGCGUUAGCAAUGGAAUGACAGACUGAAUAUUUACACAAAAAGAUCCAUAGUAACAGCAGAAAAGAAAAAUUAAAACGUUUACCCACAAGAUGAUAAUGAAAAUAGUUCAGUUACAUUGAGGAUAAUAUGACAGUCCAUGUUUUUAACAAUGCAUACCGGCCCCAAUAUAUUUUGCUUUUAAUUUCUGUAGAUACAAAUUAUAAAAUGUUCAGGCUCAGCCAUUUCCAUACUUAAAAUUUCCAUCCUUUUUUUUUUUUUUUUUUUUUUUUUUUAAGUUUAUGUAAGAUUUGAAUACAUGUCACUAGAUAUAAGGGAAUAUGUUUGACUUUCUGUAAUCUCUACUGUCCUCUAGUGCCUAUUGUAGGCAUUUAAUGUCACUCACAAUGCAUGGCAAAAAAAAUACUGCCUUCCACAUUCCAAGAUAAAUGUCCUUUUUCAGUCUUUCGUCAUUAUUGGCUGCAGAUAAGAUAAGAAAUAAAAUAAUAUGAAAACGCAGGACCAAGUGCUGUUCCAGAAUGUUCUCCCGACUCCUCCUGUCCCAGGGCAGAAGCGUCGUCCUCUUCGCCGCAAAAAAAUCCAGCUGCACAAGCAAACCUGCCUCGUGAUUGAUACAUGUGGCAAAACUCCUCUCUCACUUCCUGUAGCUUUUCUUUCCCCUCACUGUUCAUGUGACAAGUGGUGACACACUUUAGCAAACAACAUCCUGCAUUGCACGAAUGACCGAUUAACAUGAACAUGAAAAAGCACACUGAGAAUAUAAAAUGGCAUUUAAACCCAAAGAGAAAACUCGGCGCAGUCGCUGACGGUUAAACACAAAAGAUGGCGUGAAGGUCUAUACUUGCAAACUCGUAGCGAGUGAUGUAGGUGCUGCUUCGUGCCCUGUGGUUGACUGAUGAUGUCACUUUGCUUCAUGGCUGUACUCUGUGGUAAUACUGUGACACAGGAUGUGAGUAAAACAAUAUAAACAUGUGAAAGCUCUUUCUGGAAACAAAAAUCAGCAGGAAAUGUUCUCCUGAAGUCUUCUUUGCGUAAAAGGUUCACUGUGGCGACCCCACGCACUGUCUCUGGUCAGGCAGACGGAGUGUGUAACGCAGCAGAUUAACGUUGUUACAUGCCGUCGCCGAGUAUUUGCUGAAAAUCAGCGAUGAGGCCCUUGAAGUCGAUCCUUUUGUCUGGUGUGCUCUCCCAGCAUCUCCUCAUUAAGGCGUACACCUGGCACAAGAGACGUUACAGUUAGGGCGAUAAAACCUGAAUAAAAUGAUAUUUAAUCAACAGGAUGUGUAAAAAGUCAGAGUGUAAGACUACAUAUACUCCAUUUUGUAUUAAUUAUUCACAACAAAUGUUCACCUCUGUGCUCUAAGCAUAUAUUUUCUCAGCCAGCUAUAUAAUGUUUUGGGGGAUUUUGCUGAACACAUUCCUAUCACUUCCUGACUUUUCAGACGCUGUGUCUGAAAUGAAACAAAAACUGGAAAGACUGCACUCUUAAUGCACUGAGGAGAGUUUUACUGAAGGCCAAUUCACACUGAACUUAAUGUCUCAAAGGAGUUAGAUAUUUGCAUAUUAACUUUUCUUCUUCUUUCCCCCUUAUAUCUCAGCUGCAUGAUGCACUGUUAAUCAUACAGAGCUCUUGGGCUGAGACACCUGACCAUGUAAGCAAAUAGCUCAAAUCACAAGAUUAAAAAACCCUGCAGAAAAUGAGAGCAUCACAUCACUGCACUAGCCUGUAACGAGCAGUCUCGGUGGAUUCGCUGUUAAAAAAAAAUCUCAUUUUGUACUUCAUGAAAAUAUAUAAUUUAUGUGAAAUGUCCACAAAAAAAAACAAGAGCAUGACUCGUUUUUAAUAAUAACUUACUGUGUGUCGUUGAAUGAAAAUUAAAUACCAAAUAAUAAUCUCUUUGCUUCUCUGCCUUUUGGCUACGUUCACUUGUAUAUUUUCUAGUCUGGUCUUUCAGUUCAUGUCGUGUUUUUUUAGUCUGGCCUUGAGAAAAGGAAAGGUUUGGUUUGGUUGGGUAGGAUUUAGAUUGGUUUUUGGAGCAGUGGUCACUCAAGUGGUCAUGGCUCUGGGUUAUUGAUCGGAAAAUCAAGGUUCAAGCCCCAGCACUGCCAAGCUCCACUGUUGGGCAAUUGAGCAAGGCCCUUAACCCUCACUGCUCCAGGGGCGUUGCAUCAGAGCUGCCCUGACCCCAGUUUCCUCAGCUGGGAUAUGUGAAGAAAAGGAUUCCACUGUGCUGUAAUGUAUGUGUGGUGAUAAUAAAAGCUUCCUCCUUAAAAUAAAUAUGAUUCAUUUAUAGUGUUACUAAACUAAAAACAGACAAAAGCACAUUAAAUAGUAUAUUUCAAAUUCUUAACUAAUUUAAAAAUGGUAAGCUACAGUAUGACCGGCACACACACUGCCAGCUGACUGGCUUCAAUUUCAAUGUAUUUGUAUAGUGCUUUUAACAGUGGACAUUGUCUCAAAGCGGAAAGGCAACACAGACACUACAGUGGACACUACAAAGGCUUGAGACAACACAGACACUACAGUGGACACUACAAAGGCUUGAGACAACACAGACACUACAGUGGACACUACAAAGGCUUGAGACAACAGAGACACUACAGUGGACACAACAUGUUACUUCAAUUUUAACAUUUCAUUUUCCACUGAUAUCAGCUGAUCUGUGUGUGGUAAAUGUUUACCUUGUCUGAGCAACCGUCUGGCUUAGGCAAUCUCUUCCCCUCCUCCAGAACCUUGACCAAUCUGGUGACGGUCAUUUGGCCAUGGGUUGGUCCAAUCAUUUUAAGGAAGACCUGGUGGGGACAGAACAGAUUUUUUUCAAUUAUUAAAAUGUUUUAUAUAUUCAAUAAGCAAUUAUUUUCAGUAACACAAUAUUCUCCAUGCUUUCUAUAGAAGGGGAUUGUGUGGAGACCAGCAUGAACACUUUGGGCUAGACAUCUGCCACCAUGGGCACAGACUGGCACCAUCUGGCAGAGAGCGAGUGAGCCUCCGCUCGGCCUUCGCUGAACAAAAGGCACUUUCAUUAGCAGCGGACAGCAGAUCAGUGUUUCACUCAGUAAAGGGCCAAGUUCAACCAAAUCUCUAUAUAACUCUCACACCUUCAAUUCGAUCAAAGCUUCCCUGAGACCUUCUGAACUGCCCACUGAGCAGAGAAAUAACAGCUUGGGUCUUUGGGUGAUUAUUUCUUUACAGACACAGGAAAUGUGGCUUGAUUAGCAGCCUUAAAGUUCUAGUGACAGCACAGUUUUAUCUUAGAUGAUAGCAAUUUGGAAAUGAUUAUUGUUUAUUAUUUAUUAAAAGAACCACACAAUACCUUUAAUUUUUUAUUACAGUUACAUUUAAUGUUGUGGAUCAACUCUGUUAUCACUUGUGCUAUAAAAUCUAUAAACAGCUGAUCUCUUAAUUUAGUAAAUAAGUAAAUACCUUCUGAAUUAAAGAGCACUGUGAUAUAAAGUUGUAUAUAACUGUUGUAGAGAUUUCCAAGUCCUGUUUUCAUUGUGAUUGAGCAAACCUACAAAGCAAUCUACCUUAAAAUAUCACUUGUUGCAAAACAUCUGCAAAAACAGAUGUGUAGUUAUGGGCUGUUUGAAGGCUGGUUGUUGCAUUCUUCAUGGAGUGUUGAGAACAGUACUUCCAAAUAUUUUUCAUUAACACGAUAACAAUGUGCCUGGUCACAACAAUGCCAUUAUGGCUCCAAUACUCAUAUUUCUGAGUCACGUGUCUUUUAGGUCAUCAAAUCAUUUGGACUUCACUCUUCACCCCUAAUGGGCUAGUGGGCUGUGAAUCAAUCAAACUGGGGUCAUCAAAGUUAACAGACUGCUUACCGACAUGGGGCUGCACGAGGCAUCGCAGUAGGUCAGGAGCUCGUACAUGGUCACUCCAAAUGACCAGACAUCUGACGCUCUGUAAAACUUACAGUGAAUCAGGCAUUCUGGAGCGUACC
Molecule: messenger RNA, 12422 nt
Organism: Hemibagrus wyckioides
Lineage: Eukaryota; Metazoa; Chordata; Actinopteri; Siluriformes; Bagridae
Gene: raver2
Product: ribonucleoprotein, PTB-binding 2
Exons: 15
Coding region: 208-2703 (831 amino acids)
Cellular component (GO): cytosol
Molecular function (GO): mRNA binding
Source: RefSeq, a predicted model, not a curated record